Messenger RNA from Phytophthora infestans T30-4, 942 nucleotides. RefSeq lists its product as uncharacterized. Lineage: Eukaryota; Oomycota; Peronosporomycetes; Peronosporales; Peronosporaceae. Gene Ontology annotation, molecular function: GTPase activator activity. Gene Ontology annotation, biological process: regulation of small GTPase mediated signal transduction; positive regulation of GTPase activity. Gene Ontology annotation, cellular component: cytoplasm; nucleus. The record is from RefSeq and is a predicted model, not a curated record. The transcript has 5 exons. Bases 1 to 942 code for a protein of 313 amino acids.
AUGUUCCGACACGCGACCGCAGCGACUGCACUGCCCCCGCUACCUGCGUACGAUGGCAUUGGUGGCUCACCAUCAUACUAUUGUGAUAACGCACCAGUGCGUCGUCAGCCCCCAAGAAACCCAAAUCGCUUCAUGUCGAGGGAGCAUUCAACGCAAGCAGAAGGAGAUGUUGGGCAUGAAGGCUCGUCAGAGAAUCCUGUCGAUCGCGCUAUUCGAGAAGAUGAUGAGCUUAAAGAGAAUGAUAACGAUAUGGAAGCUCUUCAAGGACGCAUGGAGAGUGAAGAUGAUGGGAGUGGGAAUGAGAUGGAUCAACCGCCAACUAUCCCAGUACAAGCACCCAGGGUACUACACUUUUCGGGCAACAAUGAUUCCACGUCGGUUGCCUUCAGAGGAAUGCAGGCCUUGUCUACUGAAGACCAAUACGACCCCACGUAUUUGAUGAUGCAGCUCUUCGAUAUCACAGUGGAAAAUCGCCCCAAACUGCUUAGCGAUGGACCAUCUCUAAGGCUGGCGCUCAGUGUACUGGAUCGCACUCCGGAUGUGGACAACUUUUCGGCAAUGAAGAAGAAGCGCCACAUCGGUAACGACUUCGUCCACGUUGUGUUCAAGGAAUGCGACGAAGACUACGACCUGCGAACACUAUCUGGACAGUUUAAUGACGUACAUAUCGUCAUUCAACCUGUGAACGACCGCGAAUAUCGCACAGAGGUACACGUGAAGGCAGGGAUCCCACCGUUCGGUCCACUGUACGGCAAACAGAUCGUCUCGAGUUCCAUUAUCUCGGAGGCUGUGCGGCUCACAUGUCUGAACGCCAACCUGGCGUGCCAAGUGUUCCACCAGGACCUUGUGGGGUUUGCCUUGAAUUGUGAAGAACGACUGAAGCAAAUUGAGCAGUUGGGGAUUCGACUGGCCACCGCAGACGAAUGGAAACUCGACGAGUGA